This is a messenger RNA of Physeter macrocephalus (sperm whale), 1341 nucleotides long. RefSeq names its product enoyl-CoA delta isomerase 2 (gene ECI2). The transcript has 10 exons. The record is from RefSeq and is a predicted model, not a curated record. Gene Ontology annotation, cellular component: peroxisome; mitochondrion. Lineage: Eukaryota; Metazoa; Chordata; Mammalia; Artiodactyla; Physeteridae. Bases 24 to 1214 code for a protein of 396 amino acids. Gene Ontology annotation, molecular function: fatty-acyl-CoA binding; delta(3)-delta(2)-enoyl-CoA isomerase activity.
CCCGCCCACGCCCCGGGGCAGCCAUGGCCGGAGUGGUCGGAAGGCUGGCGCGGCGGUGGUGCUCGGGUGCUCUCAGCAGUCCUCUGCAGGUCACGCGUUUCCCAACACUUCAGCUGCAUUUGUGUGGCCCAGCAAUGACAGCCAGCCAGAAGGACUUUGAAAACGCCAUGAAUCAGGUGAAACUCUUGAAGAAGGAUCCAGGAAAUGAAGUGAAGCUAAACCUCUAUGCACUGUAUAAGCAGGCCACUGAAGGACCUUGUAAUGUGCCCAAACCAGGUGUGCUUGACUUUAUCAAUAAGGCCAAGUGGGAUGCUUGGAAUGCUCUUGGCAGUCUGCCCAAGGACAACGCCAGACAGAACUACGUGGACUUGGUGUCCAGUUUGAGUGCUUCAUCUGAGUCCCCCAGCCAGGUGACACCUGCAGCAGACAGGAAGCAACCAGGAGGUGACGCCCUGGUGGUGACCUCCCAAGAUGGCAUCACAACCAUCACACUGAACCGGCCCGACAAAAAAAAUGCACUCACCACUCAGAUGUAUCACGACAUCAUGCUUGCCCUUGAGGCUGCAAGCAAGGAUGAUUCAGCCAUAACUGUUUUAACAGGCAAUGGGGACUAUUAUUGUAGCGGGAAUGAUCUGACCAACUUCACGGAUGUUCCCCCUGGUGCAGUGGAGGAGAAAGCCAGAAGCGGGGCCGUUUUACUGAGGGAUUUUGUCGACUGUUUUAUAGAUUUUCCGAAGCCUCUGGUUGCAGUGGUAAACGGACCAGCUGUAGGAAUCUCCGUCACCAUUCUCGGGCUAUUUGAUAUCGUGUAUGCGACCGACAGGGCAACAUUUCACACUCCAUUCAGUCACCUAGGCCAGAGUCCAGAAGGCUGCUCCUCUUACACUUUUCCGAAGAUAAUGGGCUCAAGCAAGGCAACAGAGAUGCUCGUUUUUGGGAAGAAGUUAACAGCCCGGGAAGCGUGUACCCAAGGACUUGUUACUGAAGUUUUUCCCGACAGUACUUUUCAGAAAGAAGUUUGGGUCAGGCUGAAAGCAUAUUCAAAGCUCCCCCCAAAUGCCAUGAGAAUUUCAAAACAGGUCAUCAGAAAUAGGGAGAAAGAAAAGUUACACGCGAUUAAUGCUGAAGAAAGCAGUAUCCUGCAGGAGAGGUGGCUGUCAGAUGAGUGCAUGAAUGCCAUCGUGAACUUCCUGUCCAGAAAAGCAAAGCUGUGAUGACCAUCACAUCAAAGCUAAAGGUUUCCAAGGAAGGGAUGUGCUACUAUUUCUGCUUUCCAAUUCCUGAACUAAGUAAACCUCGGUGUGCCUUUUUUCAGUGCUAAAAUAUCAGUUAUGAUAAUUA